This is a messenger RNA of Aureobasidium musti, 1890 nucleotides long. NCBI's taxonomy places the organism in Eukaryota, Fungi, Ascomycota, Dothideomycetes, Dothideales, Saccotheciaceae. The record is from the annotation of a GenBank genome assembly.
AUGCUAGACUCACAGACCUCGAUGGAGAGCGCUGGUAUUGGAGGCAGCGCUUCUCCUUCUAUUGGAGCCAGCAUUGGUGCAUCGCCAUCAGUUGGUGCCAGCGUUGGAGGAGGAGCCCUGCCAUCUGUUGGAGCUAGCAUUGGAGCUGGUGGUUCAGCAGCACCCUCGGUUGGAGCCAGUAUUGGAGGAGCAGCCUCCCCGUCAAUUGGCGUUGGUAUUGGCGGAUCCGCUGCUCCCUCAGGCUCAGCAUCGUUGGGUGGUGGCCUUGGUGGUCUCGCAUCGGGUGGCCUAGGUGCAGGACUUGGAGGCGCCGGUGGUCUUCUCGGAGGCUUGGGCGGCAGCGGAAGCGGCCUUGGUGGUCUUGGAGCUGGGUUGGGCUUGGGAGGAAGCGGUUCAGCUGGUGCCAGUGGCUCAGGCGCUCCCGCCUACGGCAGUGGCAGCCCUUCGUCCCCCAACGAGAACUCUUCCCCUGACAGCGGCGCACCUUCAGACACCGAGACUGACGCUGCAUCUGGUUCUCCUUCCGAUUCGUCUGCUCCCAGCUACGGCUCGGACAGCUCCUCUCCUUCUGACAGCUCGUCUGCCCCCACUGACAGCUCGUCCCCUCCCGCCGACAGCUCUUCUCCUCCCGCCGACAGCUCUUCUCCUCCCGCUGACAGCUCGUCUCCAGCCGACAGCUCGUCCUCCCCCUCAGGCACAGAGACAGACGCCGCAUCGGCCUCCCCUAGCGAUGCAGCCUCUGCCCCUACUUACGGCGAAAGUGGCUCUGUCGCAGACGCCAGCGGCUCCGCUGCAGCACCCAUGUACGGCUCUGACAGCUCAGCUCCUGCUCCAAGCGAGUCUGCAGUAGAUGCUGCCUCUGCCACUCCCACUGAGGCACCUUCCGCUCCUGAAUCCUCUGCUCCUACCCUUCCUCUCGCCACUGGCGCAUCUGGCAGCACUUACAAGUCAUACAUUAAGCGUCAGUCCUACGACUCAGGUUCGUCAUCUGGCGGCCUUGGUGCUCUGACCGGUGGCAGCUCUGGUGGCCUCGGUGCUCUUACCAGCGGACUCGGCGGCCUUACCGGUGGAAGCGGCCUCGGCGGCGGUCUUCCCAGCUUGGGCGGUGGCAGCUCCGGUGGCCUCGGUGCUCUGACUGGUGGAAGUGGACUCGGUGGUCUGACCAGCGGACUUGGCGGUCUCACUGGUGGAAGUGGCCUUGGUGGACUUGCAGGACUUGGUGGAUCGGGUACCGGCUCGGCCGGCGCUGCUACAACUGGUUCUGCUUCCAGCUCGGGCGGUCUUGGUGCUCUUGGAAACCUUAUGGGUGGUGGUUCUGGUGGUGCUUCUUCAGGUUCUGCUGGAAGCUCUGAUUCCUCUUCGACUGGCACCGCCACCAGUGGCUUUGGCUCUCUCGGUUCUCUGGUANCAACCGAAAUGGGCACUCUCGGCUCCGUCGUUGGUCCCGGCCUUGCCUCAGCCCUCGUCAAAGACACCGGCUCCUGUGCAGUCCAAGGCGUCGACUACCCAGCCGAUGCCGCCGGCAACGCCAACAUGGNNGGAGCCUCUGGUGGCCCCAAGAUGGCCGCUCUAGCCACCCAAGCCCUCAAGCAAUGCCCCGACACCAAGAUCAUCCUCGGCGGCUACUCUCAAGGCGCCAUGGUGGUCCACAAUGCGCUCGGCUCCAUCGAUGGCUCCAAGAUUGCUGCUGUAACUGCUUUCGGCGACCCCAUGAACGGCCAGAGCUUCAAGGGUGUUGAUGACAGCAAGGUUGUUCGUUACUGCGGGUCUUCAGACUUUGUGUGUGACUUUAGCGGUAAGACUCAGGGAACUGGAAGCCAUGUUUCUUAUGGAUCCAACCUUGCUGAGGCUGCUUCUCGCCUCAGCCAGAUUGUUGGUGUCAAGGCCUAA